AUGGCAGAAGGGACUCGAUCUUUUUCUCAGUUGAAUGAAGCGUUGCUUACAAGACUGUCAGUGAACAAUGCAAGAGGUAAUGAUGAUUUUGCUGGGAAUAUAAAUGGACAUGAUACGACUCUUGAAGGUGUUGGUGAGACUCAUUAUAAGGAACUGGGUGAUAGAGGGUUACCUAAGCGUGUUAGGUUGGAGAUUCCAAGAUUUUCUGGGCAUAAUUCGUUGGCUUGGGUGUAUAGAGUGAAUCAGUAUUUCCUCUUCCAUCAAAUUCCCCCAGGUCAAAGAAUCUUUAUAGCUUCUUUUCAUUUGGAUGAUGAAGCUUUAAUUUGGUUCCAGGAUGCGAGUGAAGCAGGUGUUUUCCAUUCGUGGGAUGAGUUUGUUCAAGCCUUGCAAGUAAGGUUUGGGUCAUCCCCAUAUGAUGAUCCUAUGGAAUCUUUGACAAGAUUGAAGCAAGUGAGUUCUGUUACCACUUAUAAAAUUGAAUUUGAAUUGCUUUCCAACAGAAUAAAAGGCAUUUUUGAGAAAAACAAACUAAGUUGUUUUCUUAGUGGGUUGAGAGAUGAAAUAAGGUUGCCAGUCAGAAUGUUGAAGCCGUCUAACUUGAAUGAUGCAUUUGGCCUAGCUAAAAUCCAAGAACAGUAUGUGUGGAGCACUAAAAAGUCUUGGAAAAGUAAUUCUUUUGAAGGCCACCAACAGUUAUGGAAUGGAAAUACCAAUAAGUCUGGUCCUUCCAACUCAAUCUUGGGUGCUCCUAAGGGCCAGCCCAUUUCAAGAAUGCCAUAUCAGAGGAUUUCUGAAGCUCAGAUGCAAGAUCGAAGGAAGAAGGGCCUGUGUUAUUUCUGUGAGGACAAGUGGCAUCCGGGCCACAAAUGUGCUAGACCUAAGUUGUAUGUGAUGGAGGGUAUGGAUUUUUUAGAAGGGGUGGAUGGUUUGGCAGAAUUGGAACCUAAUCAGAGUAUUGAAGAGGAGCAGGAUCAAUUGCCUGGACCUGCUCAGAUUGCUUCCAUUUCAAUUCAAGCAAUGAUGGGAACACCAAGUCCUAAAACCAUGAAGGUUAUUGGACAGUUAAAGAAGAAAGAAGUAUUAAUACUUAUUGACAGUGAUAGUACCCACAACUUUGUGGAUACUAUGGUGGCUGUUAACUCAGGAUUAUGUUUACACAAAGCCAACCCUAUGCAAGUUAAAAUUGCCAAUGGAGAUGUGGUUAGUAGUGAAGGAGUGUGUAGUGCAGUGGAAAUUCAGAUUCAAGGCACAACAAUUGUAUCAGAUUUUUGUACAUUGGAGUUAGGGAGUUGUGAUGUUGUUUUAGGGGUGCAAUGGUUAUUGUCCCUAGGGCCUAUUCUUUGGGAUUUUCAGAAGCUGCAAAUGCAAUUUCAAGUUGAAGGAAGAGCUAUAUCUUGGCAAGGCUUAUCUUUUCCUUGUAACCUUGUUAUUAAAGAUGCUGACAUCUCUAGUAUUACUGGACUGGAACAUCGAAGUAUGUUCUUGCAUAUGAUUUCAGUAAAUUCCCAAGAAGAUUUUGUUCAAGAACCUGAGAUGAUAACACAGUUGCUGAGUAGGUUCAGCAAGGUUUUUGAGGAACCAAGUGGCUUGCCUCCUCAAAGAUCACAUGAUCACCAAAUCAAUCUGAAGCAAGGAUCUGUACCUGGAGGAGUUAAAGCAGAUCCAAAGAAGUUAGAAGCCAUGAUCAGUUGGCCUCUGCCAAAGAACGUGAAAGGUCUGAGGGGCUUUCUUGGUUUGACAGGUUACUACAGAAAGUUCAUUAAAUGCUAUGGGCUUAUAGCUGCACCAUUGACAGCUUUAUUGAAGAAAGAUGCUUUUGUGUGGAACUCAGAAGCUACAAAAGCAUUUGGGGAAUUAAAGGCUGCUGUUACCAGCCCACCAGUUUUAGCAUUGCCAGAUUUUACAAAGGGCUUUAUUAUUGAAUGUGAUGCUUGUGCAAAUGGAGUAGGGGCUGUGUUGAUGCAAGACCAAAGGCCUUUAGCCUUCUUGAGCCAAGCUUUGAAAGGGAAGAACUUAUUGCUGUCAACAUAUGAAAAUGAGUUUUUGGCAUUGGUGCUUGCAGUAAAAAAAUGGAGACCUUACCUUCUUGGUGGUACCUUUGUGGUGAGAACAGACCACCAUAGUUUGAAGUAUCUGCUUGAGCAGAAAGUGGGCAUAGCAGCUCAACAAAAAUGGCUUGCAAAACUUUUGGGCUAUGAGUUUACCAUUGAAUACAAGAAAGGGGUGGACAAUAAAGUAGCAGAUGCCUUGUCCAGAAAGAAUGAGUGUGAAGACCUUAUGUCAUUGAAUGCUAUUUCUAUUCCUAAUCCAACAUGGCUUGAGGAAAUUCGAAAGGCUUAUGACAAAGAUCCAGUUAUUAAGCAGCUGCUGAAUGAAUUUCAACAAGGUCAAUCUCCUUCAAACUUGACUCUUAAACAAGGCAUUCUUUUUAGGAAAUGGAGGAUUUACAUUCCCAAUUGUUCAGAAUUGAAGCUGAAAGUUUUACACUACGUUCAUGCAAGCCCAUUGGCUGGACAUUCAGGAUUUCACAAAUCCUUGCAUAGGGCAAGAAUAAACUUUUAUUGGCCUGGUUUGAAGAUAGAAGUGAAGAAGUUUAUUUGUGAAUGUGAAGUUUGUCAAAGAAACAAGAGUGAGAAUAUUUUGCCCGCUGGUUUGUUACAGCCCUUGCCCAUUCCUCAACAAAUAUGGACUGAUGUGUCUAUGGAUUUUGUUGAAGGACUGCCAGUAUCAAAAGGAUUUUCUGUAGUGAUGGUGGUGGUGGAUAGGGUAUCAAAGUAUGCACAUUUUUUAGCCUUAAAACAUCCUUUUACAGCAGCCACGGUUGCUGCAUUGUUUCUAAAUAAUAUUUUCAAACUGCAUGGGAUGCGCAGCAGCAUUGUUUCUGAUCGAGGGGCAACUUUCACAAGUGACAAGCCUAAGGGCUGGUUUGAGUGGCUACCACUUGCAGAAUGGUGGUAUAAUACCACCUGUCAUGCUUCAACAAAAAUGACACCAUAUGAGGCAGUGUAUGGUGUUCCUCCCGUGAAAUUACAGCAGUAUAUUCCUGGUUUAUCUCAAAAUCAGGCUGUGGAAGAGUUACUCAGAACCAGAGAAGAAAUUUUGGGCAGUUUUGAAGAAUAA
Messenger RNA from Juglans regia (Persian walnut), 3120 nucleotides. RefSeq lists its product as uncharacterized. The transcript has 4 exons. Gene Ontology annotation, molecular function: nucleic acid binding. The record is from RefSeq and is a predicted model, not a curated record. The coding region runs from base 1 to 3120 and encodes 1039 amino acids. NCBI's taxonomy places the organism in Eukaryota, Viridiplantae, Streptophyta, Magnoliopsida, Fagales, Juglandaceae. Gene Ontology annotation, biological process: DNA integration.